Miscanthus lutarioriparius is the source of this 786-nucleotide messenger RNA. Lineage: Eukaryota; Viridiplantae; Streptophyta; Magnoliopsida; Poales; Poaceae. The record is from the annotation of a GenBank genome assembly.
AUGGCCAUUCUCAGGACCAGGAGCCUCAAUUCAGGCGAGGCAGCAAGUUAUCAAGGGAGGAAGAUGUUUGUGAAAUUAACUGUGAAAAUGGAUGAAAGCAUGGAGCUGAUUGGAAUAUUUCCAGGGCUACAAGCUCAAUUCAAGCUGGAGUGUAGCACACGAUCGAACAAAAGCAAAAUUUCCAGGUGGAGAUUCAGCGCUGUGGGUGUGGUGCAGACUGCAGUGGCAGGCCAGCGGUCAUUAGCGCCAGCCAAGAAGAGGAAAGACACAGACAGACAGACCGGGAGCAAAGGCGAUGAGAUUGCAGUGCUGGAGAAGACGCUCUCGGGGGUCGAACAGUCAGUAGGAUUUUGCCAUAAUGAUCUGCAGUAUGGGAAUAUUAUGAUAUAUGAAGAGACCAGACAAGUCACCUUGAUUGACUAUGAAUAUGCGAGUUUUAACCCUAUUGCAUUUGACAUUGCUAAUCACUUUUGUGAGAUGGCUGCUGAUUACCAUACAGCGACACUACAUAUGUUGGAUUUUUCAAAAUAUCCUGACAUUGAGGAGCAGAGAAGAUUUGUUCAGACAUACCUUAGCUCCGCAGGUGAAAAGCCAUCAGAUGGGGAAGUUGAAAAACUACUAGGGUUGAUUGCAAAGUACACUCUUGCAAGCCAUCUCUUUUGGGUCCUGUGGGGAAUAAUCUCGGCACAUGUGAACAAAAAUAUCGACUUCGAGUACAAGGAGUACGCAAGGCAACGCUUGGAUCAGUACUGGCAAACAAAGCCUGGAAUGCUUGGACCCAACUGA